This is a messenger RNA of Phragmites australis (common reed), 1874 nucleotides long. RefSeq lists its product as uncharacterized. The transcript has 2 exons. Bases 102 to 1436 code for a protein of 444 amino acids. The record is from RefSeq and is a predicted model, not a curated record. Lineage: Eukaryota; Viridiplantae; Streptophyta; Magnoliopsida; Poales; Poaceae.
UCCCUUCAUCACGCGCGCGUCAACCUCCGCUUGCCCGAAUUUCCCCAUUCCGCUCGCCUCGCGGUCACCCCUCGCCGAUCCACCACCGCAACAACACUGCCAUGCCGGCCGACGCCGCGCCCGUGCCGCCCCUGUCGCCGCCGGAAAGCCUGGACGCGCGCACGGGCGGCAGCGUCCUUCGCCGCGCGGCAGGGCACCUCCUCCACCCGGCCUCGCUCCCGCCGCUGCUCCUCGCGGCGCUCCUCAUCCUCCUCUUCCGCUCCGCGCUCCUCGCCGGCACGCUCCGCCUCGCCUCCUUCGCUGACCGCGACCCCACCCUCAGCUCUCUCCUCGCCCGCCUCACCCCUCCCGCCCCGCCAUCGCCGCCGCCUCCACCGCACCACCUCCCUCGCCGCCGCUCCCCGUUCACCUCCCCGUCGUCCUCCCUCUCCGACGACGAUGUCCUGGUCGGGCCCCUCGAUCCCGCCUCCUCCGCACUCUCCCGCCGCCGCAACGCCUCCUAUCACCACGUUCUCUUAACCUCCUACUCCUCCUCGCCCAAACCCUACCCAGUGCCGCUCCCGCAUCCGCUCCCCGCUUCCACCUCCCCUUUCUUCCUCGCAGUCCACAACGAGACGGCUCCGUCGAAGCCCGCCUCGCCGCGGGGCGGCGAGCUCCGGCUGCUCGACCUGACCAAGCACGAUGCGGCGGCCAUCGUCAACCUCCUCGCUCUGCUCUCCUCCGCGCACGUGCUCGCGAUCCUCGGGUACAUCGCCGUGCACUCCGCCGCGCUUGGCGCGGUGUUCGCGUCCGUCGCAGGGCGGCACGUGCAGGGGCGGCGACGAGGGUUCCUGCUUGCUGGUGCGGCCAUGGGCGCGAGGCGGCUCACGGGGUUCGCGUUCCUCAGGUGGGCGACGCGGGAUGCAGUCGUGCAGAUGCUCUGCCUCUGGUUCUUCGCUGACGUGCACGACCAGGCGCAGCUCUUCAGGCUCUUUGUGGUCGCCAAGCUCAUGCCAUUCUCGGCAUUAGUCAACCCGUGGCUCGCUGCGGCCGUUGCAGGCCCAGAGCUUGAUGGUUUCUUCGUUGGCUGGGCUGUUCUUGAUGCAGUUGUCUCGGUGUUGUUCACUGUGGUGCCGUGGGUGGUUGUCAUGGAGCGUGAUCCACGCCCACCUGGGCGCAAUGCUGUGAAGGAAGGGUGCUAUCUUGUGUCCUUGAUGGCAACCGAUGCCACAUUGCUCAAGUGUGUGGAGACAGUUGUGUGUGGCAGCAUGGGGCGGCUCAUCAUGGUGACAUUUGGUGGAAAGGUUCUUGGCGGAUUUCUCCAUUCGAUUGCGGAGGUCUACUUCAUGGUGGUGUGGUUAAUGUUCUACUUUGCGGCAAGGUGUAAGGAGGUGCGGCUGGGGGGGCGUCAGUUUGGACUGGAGGAUGUGGCAGCUGCUCUUGAGGGAUUUAGGUAGUGGCCAGUUGAUGGUGGUCGCUCGAUUCAUCAAUGCAUGAAGAGAGCUGGUUAUCACUGAAGACCAACUCAAGGGAGAGUUGCUGGUUCGUUGCCUGUACAUACUUAAGCUCUAAGCAAUCCUGUCACAGAUUUCCAUUUCAAAGGCAAGACAGCUGUACAUUGCUGCUAAUUAGACUCCAGCAGUAUUCAGAAGUCAUCUGUGUCUCUUUGCAAUGUCCAUUCCCCUUUUAUUGUUCUGUUAGAUUGAGUGAUCAGCUGCUGCUAGGCUUUACUAAUGCAUGAAAAGAGUCCACUUUACAAGAUGAGUUUUAAGUUGUCAGAAAUACAAAUAAGAUAAUCAUUUGUCAAUUUUUUUUAAAUUUGUCAAGUGCACAGUUGACACGUGGUUUCAAGCUUCCAGCUUCAUACGUAUACUAUAUGGAGAAUUAUAUAUACU